UUCACAUCUUUGAUCAUUACUGCAUCGUUGUGCGUACAAAUGAAGGUAUCUCUGACCAAUUCAACGAUAAGAUACUUAAUUUGUACGUCCUGAACGAAGUUGAGUAGGGGGAGGUCUUAGGGAGCGGGGAAUAUUUUUGUAAAACGGAACGGUGAAUAUUGAUACGAUGUCAAACUCCAAGCCUGGAAACUUUGUUCGAACCGGUGAUAAACAAACCUGCCCCUACACGGACAAAUGCUACCGGAAAAAUCCCAUACAUUUCACAGAGAUGUCGCAUCCGCAUCUUGAAGAUUUAUUAAAGAACCAGCUUGAUGGUGCGGUUACGGUGCCGGCACACCUUGAUUUCGAAUGCAGCGACAGAUCGGUAUUACUGGACCAGCUGAAAGUGCUCCAAAUGGUCCUUAGAAAAGAGAGAGAUGGUAACGGAGUAAAAAAUGCUCAGAGCGUUAACACGCAAGCGGACCCAAAAGCCAGCAUACAAAAUGUGCCACAAUUUAAGAAUAGCAUUCCUCAGGAUCUCAAAGACAAAAUAGACAGGAACAAACGUAUGGCCGUUGAAAGACGAGAAGCUAAAUUAAGGGAAAUGGAUAGAAAGGCGGUAUCCCUUUCGAAACCAUCGGCAAGUAAUGGCGGCGACGAAGCGUCGACAUUUUCCGAAAGCUCCGGUCCCAGCAAAGAAGAGGUAUCCAAUGAAACUUGGAGCAAACUUGCCGAUAGAAUGAAAAAACAGAAACUUGAAAACAAGGACGAGGAGAAGUCCUUGAAAAGAGUUUCCGAAUUUUCUAGCCGGGAAGCAGACACAUCUAAGAGAUUUAAAAACGAUCAAACAAAUAAAGACACAAAUCGCGGUCACGGUCAAAGCUCCAGCAGAUCUGGCAGGCAAAAUGCAGAUGGAAAGGGCAGCGUCAGAAGUACUAAUUCGCCACGCGAUCAAGACACAGAUCUUAUGACAGCUUAUGCUGGAAGUAGCAGCGCUGCAUCAAGAGAUGCCAUAAGGCUGAAGGUGAUAGAAAAAAUACGAAAGAGCGGUAUGAAAAUAUCGAUCGUCGAACCUGGAGAGUUCGCUUUGAAGUACGCUUUAUCGGCACCUUAUCACAUAUUUCUAACGAGAGUGGAAGACGCGAAAGAAACACACGAACAACAGUUCUCGAUUACAUUUCCCGAGAUAUUGGACAAAAGCUUGGGUGAAAUAGUUUCUAGUCUACAAAUUAAUUUUAUGCUCGAUGCGGGCUGGUUAUGCGCCCAAUAUCUACUCGCCGCUCAAUCUUCGGACAUGCUCAUUUUGUACGGGGAAAGAGAAGAUCAGGAAAAGUUGCCUCCAAACAUCAAAACGCAUCACAUUCAAAUGCCGGCUUUCGGCUGCCAUCAUUCAAAACUAAUGGUACUCAAAUACAAAAACAAUGGAAUCAGGGUCGUCGUUUCCACCGCUAAUCUUUAUUCAGAUGAUUGGGAGAACAGAACACAAGGGGUGUGGAUAUCUCCUCAUCUGCCGCAGUUGCCGGAAUCAGCGAAUCCAAGUGACGGAGAAUCUCCAACCGGCUUCAAAAGAGAUUUUGAACGAUACUUGCAAAAGUAUAACCUUCCAGAUUUAAUAGAAUGGACUUACGCGGUGAGACGAGCCGAUUUUUCCGAAGUCAACGUGUUCUUUGUGGCUUCGGUACCGGGAAAUCACAAGGACGCCGAGUUCAAUUCAUGGGGUCACAGAAAGCUCUCGACAGUUUUAUCGCAGCAUGCUUUUCUACCACCAAACGCACCUGAGUGGCCGAUCGUCGCGCAGUGUUCGAGCAUUGGCAGUCUUGGACCGAAUUACGAAAGCUGGCUGUCCAGGGAAAUCGUACCCGCCAUGACCAGGGAAAAAAAUCAGGGAAUCAAAAGCCAUCCCCGAUUUCAGUUCGUCUACCCAUCGAUUAACAAUUACAAAUGCAGUUUCGAUAUGCGGAAGGGUGCUUGCUGUUUACCGUACGGAUUGGCGACCCACCAGAAGCAGCAAUGGAUCGAAUCUUACCUUUAUCAAUGGAAGGCGAGCAAUACGCAUCGAGACCGUGCUAUUCCUCACAUCAAAACUUACACACGGAUAUCGCCGGAUCUGACCGAAAUUCCUUGGUUCGUUCUGACGAGUGCGAAUCUGAGUAAGGCCGCUUGGGGCCAUAAAAGGGGAAAUCACUACAUAAUGAGCUAUGAAGCUGGGAUCAUAUUUGUGCCAAAAUUUGUUACCGGAAAAACUACUUUCCAUAUCCAGAAGGAAGCGCCAGAUGGAACGCCAAAAUUUCCCAUUCCAUACGACCUUCCUUUGACCCGAUACGGCUCUCAGGACAAACCGUUCGUCAUGGAGUUCUUCAAGGGAUACGAAUAGAGGAUCUGAUGUGAUUUAAUUCAAUAAUAACAUAUGUACCUCAACACUUUCAGCAGAAUUAUUGUAUGAUUAUUUAAAAAUAUUAUCUACCCUGCGCCGUUAUUGCAACAGGCUUUUUGUUACGAGAUGUCAUGUAUUUACCUAUCAAUGAAUUCAAUUAAACUAGUUUUAUUUUUUCAUAACGUGGA
Molecule: messenger RNA, 2541 nt
Organism: Athalia rosae (coleseed sawfly)
Lineage: Eukaryota; Metazoa; Arthropoda; Insecta; Hymenoptera; Athaliidae
Product: probable tyrosyl-DNA phosphodiesterase
Exons: 6
Coding region: 167-2353 (728 amino acids)
Biological process (GO): double-strand break repair; single strand break repair
Cellular component (GO): nucleus
Molecular function (GO): double-stranded DNA binding; 3'-tyrosyl-DNA phosphodiesterase activity; single-stranded DNA binding
Source: RefSeq, a predicted model, not a curated record